Rhodofomes roseus is the source of this 2628-nucleotide messenger RNA. RefSeq lists its product as uncharacterized. NCBI's taxonomy places the organism in Eukaryota, Fungi, Basidiomycota, Agaricomycetes, Polyporales, Fomitopsidaceae. Bases 1 to 2628 code for a protein of 875 amino acids. The record is from RefSeq and is a predicted model, not a curated record. The transcript has 4 exons.
AUGGAUGGAGGCCGACCAUCGCAAAAGGCGCGAGUGGAGGAUGUACCAGAGGACGAGGAAGAUGCACGUCGGUACGUCGAGUGCUACCCCGGGGUGGUCGCAACAAUCAUUCGGGAAGAUAACACCCUCUUCGAGAAAUGGUGCGCGAUGCGUGCUGAAGCUGGGGUUGACGAGUGGGCGCCGUUCAAGGACGAGGAAGAAUGGGAGUUGUUCCGGUGGCUGAUUAAGCACGUUGGUCAGACCAAAAUUGAUGAGUUUCUCAAGCUGUCAAUUAUACGAAGAAACUGUGGCUUAUCAGCUGACAGCAAGUACAAGUUCUUUCAACAAAUUGACGACCUACCUACUGGCGCCCCGUGGCACUGCGACACAAUCUCUGUUCAGGGCGAUCGUAAGGGCGAGGACGGAAACUUCAUGCAGGAACAGCUCGAGCUGUGGCGCCGCGAUCCUGUGGAAUGUGUAGAGGAGCUGAUCGGAAAUCCUACAUUUGACGGAAAUAUUGCCUAUGGACCGGAGAGAGUCUAUACAGAGGAGGCGGCUACCAUACGGCGGUAUGAUGAGAUGUGGACAGGCGAUUGGUGGUGGAAUAUGCAGGGAAAGCUGCCGGAGGGCGCGACCAUCGCACCUGUGAUCCUUGCGUCUGAUGCCACAAAGCUCACCAACUUCGGUGGUGAUAAGAAAGCGUGGCCCGUGUACCUGUCCAUUGGGAACAUCUCGAAGUCUGUACGCCGUCAGCCUUCGCAGCGCGCAACGGUCCUCGUGGGUUACAUACCAGUCUCGAAGCUCGAAUGCUUCCAUGAUUCCACUCGCAGCCUUGCUGGCUAUCGGCUCUUCCACCAUUCCAUGUCGCUUAUCUUGAAGCCCCUGCGCGAACCUGGCCGUAAUGGGAAGGAGAUGACGUGCGCAGACCGCGGCGUUCGGAACGUCCAUCCGAUUGUCGCUGCAUACGUCGCGGAUUACCCUGAACAAUGCCUUGUCUGUUGCUGCAAGGAAAACAGCUGCCCUCGCUGCACGGUACCCCCUCCCCGACGCGGUGAGCAACUCAAUAGUGAUCCACGCGAUGUAGAGAAGACGAAGGAAGCACUGCACGAGCACAGGAAUGGAAACGACCCACCCUGUUUUACUUCUGAACAGCUGCGACCCGUCUACGAGCCCUUCUGGGCGGACCUCCCUCAUUGCGACAUCUUCUCAUCAAUUAUGCCUGACGUCUUGCAUCAGCUCCAUAAGGGAGUAUUCAAGGAACACCUACUGUCAUGGUGUACAUCGAUUGUGGGCAAAGACGAGAUCGACCGCCGCUUCCGCGCGAUGACCGACUUCCCAGGUCUUCGGCACUUCCGUAACGGCAUCUCGCACGUCUCGCAGUGGACGGGCAAGGAACACAAGGAAAUGCAGCGGAUAUUUGUGGCGCUGCUAGCUGGUGCCGUCCCUCUGGAGGUCUUGGAGGUGGCGCGCGCACUCGUGGACUUCAUCUACUUCGCACAACUUCAGUCUCAUGAUGAUACAUCGCUCACUCACCUGCAGUCGGCUCUCGACACGUUCCAUCGCCACAAGGACGUCUUCGUCAGGCUUGGAAUUCGCGAACACUUCAAUAUACCGAAGAUACACUCGCUCCUCCACUACGUCGAGGCGAUCCGUUCCCGUGGUUCUUGCGACGGCUACAACACUGAGCUUCCCGAGCGCUUGCACAUCGAGCUAGCAAAGAACGCUUACCGUGCAAGCAACCAUCGCGACUAUACGGAGCAGAUGGUAACAUGGCUUGCGCGCCAGGAAGCGGUUGACCUACACGCCGCGUACAUCGCGUGGUUUCAAGGCCUUCGUGCGGAAGAAACGGUGGAUGAGAUAGAGGAAACAGCCUCGGAGUCGGAAGACGAACCUGAUGAGGAUGUCGCCGCUCCGCUGCUCCCGGAUGACGACCAAGAGGAAGACGGGCACACGUACGCAAUUGCAAAGCACUGCCCUCUUCCCAAUCUAUCCCUCCGCUGUCUGCUCGCUGACCACAGCGCGAGCGAGUUCCUACCCGCUUUGACCGAGUUUGUCCGCACCGAGCUACCCUAUUGCGAUUUACGGCCGAACCACAUGGACCGCUAUGAUGUCUACAAGAACAUAUCGGUCAGUUAUCCAGGCGAUCCUCACGGCGACGUACCAAAGCGUACCGACCGCAUCCGGGCAGUCGCGGCCAAGGCAGGGAGAGGUCGAAAGCAGGCCACGGCUGCGCACUUCGACACCGCAUUUGUUGUUGAUCCGGAUGUUGCUAUUGAUGAAGACCAGAGCCCACGCUCUGUCAUCGGUGAGUACAGUUGGACAGCGAUAGCACGUGUGCGCAUCAUCUUCGAUCUUCCUGCGCUAUUUGGCUCAUGGCCUCACCCCCUCGCAUAUGUCGAAUGGUACACACCAUUGCGUCGCAAGGAUCCAGGGACCGGUCUCUACUUGGUCUCCCGCUCGACACGCAAUGGCAAGCCGAAUGCUAGCGUCAUCAGCGUUGACCGGAUCCGCCGCGCGGCACAUUUGGUUCCAAAAUAUGGCAGAGAGAUAAGCAGUAAUAUCACGAAGGAUAAUGCGCUCGAUGUUGCAAUGGAGUUCCGGGUCAACACGUACAUUGCAAUUGACCUCCGUACGGCCAAAUCUGGGUGA